Messenger RNA from Sceloporus undulatus (fence lizard), 4639 nucleotides. RefSeq names its product U2 snRNP associated SURP domain containing (gene U2SURP). Gene Ontology annotation, biological process: RNA processing. The transcript is spliced from 27 exons. Lineage: Eukaryota; Metazoa; Chordata; Lepidosauria; Squamata; Phrynosomatidae. The record is from RefSeq and is a predicted model, not a curated record. Gene Ontology annotation, cellular component: nucleus. Gene Ontology annotation, molecular function: RNA binding. The coding region runs from base 61 to 3030 and encodes 989 amino acids.
UCGGCCACUCGGCGCUCGAUUCCUCGCCUCUCAGGCUUGAUCGAGCGGCGGAGAGACAAGAUGGCGGACAAGACGCCAGGCGGCUCGCAGAAGGCCAGCGCGAAGGCCAGAGUGCCAGACACAACCCGUGCCACUUCAUCUCCAGAGAGUCACCCACUUUUAGAAAGCAAACUUAAAGCAUUCAGUAUUGGCAAGAUGAGCGCUGCCAAGAGGACUUUAAGCAAGAAGGAGCAGGAGGAAUUGAAAAAGAAGGAGGAUGAAAAGGCAGCUGCGGAAAUUUAUGAAGAAUUUCUGGCUGCGUUUGAAGGAAGUGAUGGCAAUAAAGUGAAGACCUUUGUCAGAGGAGGAAUUGUUAAUGCAUCCAAAGAAGAACAUGAAACGGAUGAAAAACGAGGAAAAAUCUACAAACCUUCAUCACGAUUUGCAGAUCAAAAAAGUCAACCGAAAGAGUCAUCUUCUAAUGAGAGACCUCCAUCCCUUCUAGUAAUAGAAACCAAAAAACCACCUUUGAAGAAGGGGGAAAAAGAAAAGAAGAAGAGCAAUUUGGAGCUUUUUAAAGAAGAAUUAAAACAAAUUCAAGAAGAACGUGAUGAAAGGCAUAAAACGAAAGGUAGAUUAAGUCGUUUUGAGCCUCCUCAAUCAGAUUCAGAUGGCCAGCGCCGUUCCAUGGAUGCGCCUUCAAGAAGAAACAGAUCUUCGGGUGUACUGGAUGACUAUGCUCCGGGUUCUCAUGAUGUAGGAGAUCCGAGUACAACAAAUUUGUAUCUUGGAAACAUUAAUCCCCAGAUGAAUGAAGAGAUGUUAUGUCAGGAAUUUGGACGCUUUGGACCUCUGGCAAGUGUCAAGAUUAUGUGGCCAAGAACAGAUGAAGAAAGAGCAAGGGAGAGGAAUUGUGGAUUUGUUGCCUUCAUGAACAGGAGAGAUGCUGAACGUGCAUUAAAGAACUUAAAUGGGAAGAUGAUCAUGUCUUUUGAAAUGAAAUUAGGCUGGGGAAAAGCUGUUCCUAUUCCUCCACAUCCUAUAUACAUUCCUCCUUCAAUGAUGGAGCAUACUCUCCCACCACCUCCUUCAGGACUGCCAUUUAAUGCUCAGCCCAGAGAGAGGUUGAAGAAUCCUAAUGCACCAAUGUUGCCACCACCAAAAAACAAAGAGGAUUUUGAGAAGACUCUGUCGCAAGCCAUAGUCAAAGUGGUUAUCCCAACAGAAAGGAAUUUGCUUGCGCUGAUACAUCGAAUGAUAGAAUUUGUGGUGCGUGAAGGACCUAUGUUUGAAGCUAUGAUUAUGAACAGAGAAAUCAACAAUCCAAUGUUUAGGUUUUUGUUUGAGAAUCAGACUCCAGCCCAUGUAUACUAUAGGUGGAAGCUUUAUUCAAUUUUACAGGGUGAUGCUCCAACCAAAUGGAGAACAGAAGACUUUCGUAUGUUUAAAAAUGGCUCAUUUUGGAGACCACCUCCUUUAAAUCCUUAUCUUCAUGGGAUGUCAGAGGAACAAGAGCCAGAAGCCUUUGUAGAGGAGCCUAGCAAGAAGGGUGCACUUAAGGAGGAACAGAGGGACAAAUUAGAGGAAAUCCUGCGUGGGUUAACACCGCGUAAGAAUGAUAUUGGAGAUGCAAUGGUUUUCUGUCUUAAUAAUGCUGAAGCUGCUGAAGAAAUUGUAGACUGCAUUGCUGAGUCACUGUCCAUCCUGAAAACUCCACUUCCCAAAAAGAUUGCAAGAUUAUAUUUGGUUUCUGAUGUGCUGUACAAUUCAUCUGCAAAAGUUGCCAAUGCUUCAUAUUACAGGAAAUUUUUUGAGACAAAAUUAUGUCAGAUAUUCUCUGAUCUGAAUGCUACCUACCGGACAAUUCAAGGCCAUCUACAGUCUGAAAACUUUAAGCAACGGGUAAUGACAUGCUUCAGAGCAUGGGAAGACUGGGCGAUUUAUCCAGAACCAUUUUUGAUCAAACUGCAGAAUAUUUUCUUGGGGCUUGUAAAUAUUAUUGAAGAAAAGGAAAUAGAGGAAGUACCUGAUGACCUUGAUGGAGCUCCCAUCAUUGAGGAAGAGCUUGAUGGUGCUCCUCUAGAAGAUGUGGAUGGAAUUCCUAUUGAUGUUGCUCCCAUUGAUGACCUUGAUGGAGUUCCUAUUAAGACUCUUGAUGAUGACCUUGAUGGUGUACCUUUGGAUGCUACUGAAGAGUCUAAAAAGAAUGAACCUAUUUUCAAAGUUGCUCCUUCAAAGUGGGAAGCAGUGGAUGAAUCUGCACUCGAAUCACAAGCGGUAACAACAUCUAAAUGGGAACUGUUUGACCAGCAUGAAGAAUCAGAAGAGGAGGAAAAUCUGAACCAAGAAGAAGAGAGUGAAGAUGAGGAAGAUACUCAGAGUUCUAAGUCAGAAGAGCAUCACUUGUACUCCAACCCUAUCAGAGAAGAAAUGUCUGAUUCAAAGUCUUCAAGCAAAUACUCAGAAAUGAGUGAGGAAAAGCGUGCCAAACUCAGAGAGAUUGAGCUGAAGGUAAUGAAAUUUCAAGAUGAAUUAGAAUCUGGAAAAAGACCCAAAAAACAAGGCCAGAGUCUUCAAGAACAGGUUGAACACUAUCGUGACAAAUUGCUCCAGAGGGAGAAAGAAAAGGAAAUGGAGAGGGAAAGGGAAAGAGACAAGAAGGACAAAGAUAAAUCUGAAUCCAGAUCAAAAGAGAAAAAAGAAAAAGAAGAAUUUACACCAACAAGGAAAGAGAGGAAAAGGCGGCACAGCACAUCUCCCAGUCCAUCCCGUAGCUGUGGAAGUAGGCGAGCGAAAUCACCAUCACCAAAAUCAGAACGCUCAGAGCGAUCUGAAAGGUCACACAAAGAGAGCUCACGUUCCAGGUCUUCUCACAAGGAUUCUCCCAGAGAUGCCAGUAAAAAAGCCAAAAGGUCACCAUCUGGCUCAAGAACACCCAAAAGAUCAAGAAGAUCACGAUCAAGGUCGCCUAAAAAGUCAGGGAAAAAAUCCAGAUCUCAGUCCCGCUCUCCACACAGAUCUCACAAGAAAUCAAAGAAAAGCAAACACUGACAUACCCUUUAUUUUUAUGAUGCUGUCACUUACUGGAAAUGCGGUUUUGGUUUUGUGCCUGAACAGUCUGUUUAACAAAACGAAACAAAACAAAAAGCAUUCCUAAUCUUUUUUUUGUGAAUGCACGUGUAUACUCAUGAGUAACUGCAUUGGUAGACCUGUCAUUGUUUUAUAUUGUACAAAUACCUUCAUUGUGGCUACUUCCCAAAAUGAGAUUUUGUGUUUAGAAACUUCAUCGGAAAUGUGUGUAACUGAUCUGCUGGCAGUAGUGAUAUUUUGUUUUAGAAUGUUGUGAAUUAAGGGGAAAAACACUAUUGUUCCCCCCAUCCCCUUUUUUGUAGCUUUGACAACUUCGAAUUAGAUUUCAAAUAAAAUCUGAAAAGAAAAUGAAAAAAAAAAUGGUGGUUUCUUAUCCCCUCUGAUAGUUUCCCUGGCCAUACUUUCCCAACACAAGGCUGCAAAAGCAAGUCUUGAGCAUAAUUCUUCCAUCUGAUGGUUAGGUUAAAAAGUUCUUGGGUAUAUUGGGAGGUAUCACAUGACUAUACCAUUUGACUGAAUUUUUGCUUAAUUCAGGAACAUGGUAACAGUUUUGCAGUAGAGAUAAUGUGCUUUAUUUUUGUUCUGUACUGUAGCUUGGUCAUAGCCUGCAGGCAUAGUGAGAGCCCCUUUUCUCUGCCUGCCCUAAUCUCUGACCACUAUGCCUGCACAAUGACCAAUAAGUCAAGCUACAGAACAAAAUUUAAAGCACAUUAUCUCUACUGCAAAGCUUUAUUAACAAAAUAUACUGUAAAGGGAAAAUACAUUGUGUGUUUUAGGAGCCUGGAAUCAAAAUUUAGGCUUUUCUUAUUUGGCCUUUUCUCUUUGUCCUUGUGAAUUUCUUGAACCAUUCAUAACAGCAUCAUACUAAUGAAUAUUAGACUAGGUUGAAAUUUUAACCCAGUGUGUGAGGGCAAUGCUAGUACACAUUUCUGAAAAUGGAAAGGCUGAUCUGUAUUGUACACACUUUACAUGCAUGCAGUUCUUUUUCUUGCAUUUCACAUGUGAUACUUGAGGGUUCCUGUCUGAAAUACCCAGUCUCUCAUGAGAAUGUUGCAAGAUAUGCAAUUCUUCACUUAAUGUGAAAACUAUCUCAGUUAGCAUCUUUGGUGAAAUGGUACUGAGGCCAGAGUAUUAAGUGUGUUGGUUUCUUUUUAUGGAAGCAGUGAAAAACAGAAGCGAUAAUUCUUGUCAACAAAUACUGUAGAAUAAUCAUAACUUUAAAAACAUACAUAAUAAAUUGUCUUUAUAAAAAUGGCUUUUAUCCUGGAAGGUGACCUUGUAAAUGCAUUUUUGUAUUGAAUUCAUCCUUUGGCUGUGAAAAUUGUCAAAAAAAGAGUAGCAGAAAAUAGAUUUUUUUAACUUGUAUCUUUUUUUCUAAUAUACUUGUAUUCCCUUCUCCUCCCAUGAUUUUGGAUGCCAUUUUGUUUUAAACAUGCUUUUCUCUUUUGGCAUUGAUACAACAUAGCACCUCCUCUGGGUCACUUAACUUUUUUUCCAUGAAAGAAAAGUCACAAAAGUUCACUGUUUGUUUCCUGGAGGAGUGGGCAGAUUGUAAUAAAAAUGCAAAGUA